CAAGCUGGAGUAGACUACAUUGUUAUCUCAUGGUUACCUCCCGCUGACGAAAGUAAUAUAGUUCGAGGAUAUCAGAUUGGUUGGGGAAUCAAUGUUCCUGACAUAUCCAUGGAGCGUGUUGGUGCCAACGUUCUGCAACAUAAAAUCACUGGCCUUCGUCCAGCUAAAGAAUAUGUGAUCUCAUUGCGCGCCUUUAACAAGCAGGGCUCUGGUUUUCCGAUUUACGAAACUGUGAAAACUCUAUCUCACUCGUCGAUGCCGUUCUUCGAUGGUUCGAUGUCGGCCAUGCCUGUGAGCACACCGCUCGGUGUUCAUGCAGAGGCCGUUUCUGCAACGAGUAUUCGAGUUUCGUGGACGGAAGCUGAUCCAAAUGCUUUCAAUGCCAUGUACACGGUGCGCUAUAGCACAAGUGUUGAUGGCAAUCAAGUUCGCUACAUGAAUUCCUCAGAGUCGUGGGUUACUAUUGACGGUCUUCGACCAGACACUGAAUACGAGUUUGCAGUUCGAUCGCUAGUGGCCGGCUCCACUCCAAGCCCUUGGAGUAUGGUAGCCAGGAACAAAACCCACGCGUCCGCUCCUUCAUCUUCUCCACGUGAUCUCACCGUCCUUCCCGCUGCAUCCGGUGAUCCUCAUGCUGUUUUGCUGAAUUGGCAGCCACCAAAAUAUUCAAAUGGUGAAGUUGAAGAAUAUCUGAUUUAUUAUACUGACCGUGUAAUGCAAGCCGACAAGGACUGGAAAAUUCAUUAUGUGCAUGGCGAUAAGCUAAGUCAUGAGAUUCGAAAUCUUCUUCCCAAAACUACUUACUACUUCAAAAUUCAAGCUCGAAAUGAGAAAGGUUAUGGGCCGCUUUCGCCAGUGCAGACUUUGGAACCUUUCGGAAGCGGUUCUAGACCGACGGGGGCAGUUGUACCUUCGUCUGGAAAAGGAGCAGGCCUGCGAUGGGAUGAUCUGUUAGCCUUGUUCACCUCCAAUCCGAUGUACAUUGCUAUCGUAGUCGCAUUUGCUGCUCUUGUGCUUCUCUGUAUCAUUCUUAUUAUGGUGUGCGCGUUAAGAAGAAAUUCAAAAAAUACUGGUUACACGGCAGGAAAAAAGGCGAGCGUUCAACAGCAGGGUGCAGAUCUCUGGAUAGAUCAUCCUGGUGGUAAUAACAUGCGAGGAGGACCCUCAGACUAUAUGGUGAAUGGGAUUGGAUCAUCAGUGGUAGAUAUGAAGCAUUUGGCUGGUCCUGACGUGGUAGAGUCGCCACCUCCAAGGUAUCACGGCUUGCAAGGUCAGUUGCUAACUUCAGUUCGAUGGACUGACUUAUGGUGA
Messenger RNA from Cooperia oncophora, 1311 nucleotides. The record is from the annotation of a GenBank genome assembly. Lineage: Eukaryota; Metazoa; Nematoda; Chromadorea; Rhabditida; Trichostrongylidae.